UACAGGAAACCAUUUACAUCUAUUUACAUUUUGGUGGAUUUUAAAACAUUUUUCGGUGUAAAAGCAGAAAUGAAGCUACCGAUUUCGUUAGUGCUUGUGGCACUUAUGGCACACAAUGCCUACCAGCAAGUACUCAACUGUUACGUGCCUGCCGAUAUUAUGAUCCUGAUAGACGGAUCUGACAGCAUUCAGGACCAGAACUGGAGAGAAAUAAAGAACUUCGUGAGUCAGCUAGUGACGAACUUCGACGUCGGCAGGGACGCUAUUCACGUUGGCUUUGUCGUCUACAGUUCCGACGUUGGCGACCAUAUUGGUCUCCAACCUUUCAAACCGAAAAACGUUUUAAGAACUUUGUCUGGCAUUUUGCGGCAACCCAAAGCGAGUACAAAUACCGCAAAAGGUAUAGCGUAUGUUCGCAAUGAGUUUAAAACGCGCGGAAGAGCAGGGGUGCCGAAAAUUCUCAUCGUCAUCACAGAUGGAAGUUCGGAUAACCCCCGAGAAACUCGAAAGCAAGCGAAUAUAGCAAAGAUAGAGGGUAUUCGAGUGAUAGCAGUUGGAAUCGGUCAAACAUUCAGAGACGAGUUACGACAGAUUGCGUCUCGACCGGAAAAGGUUUACACCGCCGCCUCGUUUGCUACUCUCCAGACGUUGGUGUUCGAGAUCCAACGAAUGGUCUGUACAGUGAUUACGACAACUACAACCACGACUACAGCUAUUCCUAUCCCAACGAAGCCUCCUGUUGUUAUCCCUGUACCAUCAGAUAAAAUUUGUGACGUACCGGGAGAUAUUGUGUUUGUGAUGGACGGAUCGGAUAGUAUCGAUGAUGCUGAUUUUAUACGUCAGAAACAGUUCGUUGCCAAUCUAAUCGAUAACUUCGAGAUAAGUACAGACGCAAUUCAUGUAGGUUUAAUAGUAUACAGUACUAUUAUAGGUGACACAGUGGGGUUACAACCUCCAAAAAAUAAAGAACUGCUGAAAAUCCUCGCUAGAAAUUUACGACAUCCAAAAGUGGGAACGAAUACAGCACGUGGUAUAGAACGCGCACGUGAUAUGAUCAGAAAGGAAGGUCGUGCAAUGGCUCCCAAAAUGAUUGUUGUUAUUACCGAUGGAAGAUCAAGUUCUCCCAAACUGACUGUCGCCCAGGCAAAUAUGGCUAAGGUCGAGGGCAUCACCUUGGUAUCUGUGGGUGUCGGUACUCAGAUCUUCAGUGACGAACUCAAUCAGAUCGCCAGCAGCAGAAGGAAAGUGUUCGAGGUGUCCGACUUCAGAUCGCUGGAGCUCAUCAUAACAUCAAUGAGAGAUCUACUUUGUCAAGCCAUCACCACCACCACCUCUACGACCACGACAACACAGAAACCGACAUACAUUCCUCCACCUGAUGACUUGUUUUGUAAUGUACCUGCUGAUGUUGGCAUUCUUCUUGACGGGUCGGACAGUAUUGCUGACGCUGACUGGACGAAGCAAAAAUAUUUCAUCGCUAGUCUGAUCAAUAACCUUGCUGUCGGCCGGGAUACGAUUCACGUCGGUGUUGUCGUCUUCAGUACAAUCAUUGGCGAGACGGUUGGCCUAACACCAUUUAAGCCGAAAGAACUGCUCAUGAUUUUGUCAAACAACCUCAAGCAACCAAAGGUCGGCACAAAUACCGCAUUAGGCAUACAGCGCAUGCGUCAAAUGCUUGCAAGUCAAGGUCGUGCAAACGCUCCAAAAGUGAUGAUCAUUGUUACUGAUGGUAAAUCCUCGUCUCCUAAGAGGACGGUUGCCCAAGCAAGUCUGGCUAAGAAGGAAGGAAUCACUGUGAUCGCUGUUGGUGUAGGAUCUCAGUUGUUUCGAGAGGAACUUAGUCAAAUCGCAACCAACGAUCGAAAACUAUUUACCGUAUCAGAUUUCCAGGGUCUGCAACAGAUCAUAGUGACACUGAGAAACUUGAUUUGUCAAGUCAUCACAACGACUUCUACCACCCAGCUUGUGACCACGCCCAUACCACCACCAGUCACCCUGCAGCCAUAUCCUGGAUGUGAGGUACCGGCCGAAAUUAUGUUCAUGAUGCACGGUUCAGAUGACAUCAAGGACGACAACUGGGGUAUGAACAAGAAGUUCGUGAGUAGCCUGGUACGUAACUUAUACGUGAAUAGGGGAGCCCACCACGUCGGGAUGGUCGUGUACAGCAGCAGCGUGGGGGAUCACAUGUCACUUCAGCCAUUUAAAGAGGUGUUUGACGUACAGAAUCAUAUCAACAGUUUCUCACACCCGAGGGGCGGUGCUAACACUGCCGCCGCUUUAGCCAAGAUUCGAGAGGCCUUUAGAACGCAUGCUAGAGGUGGUGCUCCAAAGAUAGGAGUCCUAAUCACUGACCAGAAAUCUACAACUCCGGCCGAUACCAAACUCCAGGCUGAGCUGGCCAAAAAUGAGGGAGUUCAGUUCGUUACGUUGGGCAUAGGAUCAAAGGUCAACAUUGGCGAACUUGCUAAUAUCGCUACAGACUCUCAAAAGCUGUUCAGAGCAAUGAACUUCAAACGCCUGGAAAGCAUGAUGCCUAGAAUUCGAGAUAUGAUCUGUGAAAUUGUAACUACACCAGUGACAACAACAACAACAACAACAACAACAACACCUCCUCCUCCAGUUUCUACUCCAGCGCCAGAUUUUACACAGCUGUGUGCUGGAUGUCUGAUGAACAGUGACUCCGGUUUUAACCCCUAUCCUGGAGAUUGUACCAGAUACGUACAAUGCUGGAGGGACGGUGGAAGAAUCAUUGGAGCGGUAAAGGUCUGUCCAUACGGUCAGUUCUGGGACGAGGAUGCCAUCACGUGCCGACCUUCCAUGAAUGUUAUGUGUCCACAAGAUCCUUGCAUUAAUGCCCCAGACGGAUUUACGCUCGGUAUAGCAGAUCAUGGAUGUCGAUCGCACUGGGUUUGUGUGAAGGGAUACAGUGUGGCCUCGUGCUGCCCCGAGGGGACCUACUACGUAGAGGGCAUGGGCUGCAUGAGGGGCAUGGCCUGUAAAAUGCCUUGCCCACCAGAUGGUGGACUCAUUAUAUCACCGAACUGCGACAAGGAGGUCCAUUGGGAUGGCCGCUUUUACUUGGAGAAUGUUCCUGGGAAAGGAAAGAUGGUGCGCAGGUGUGCUCCUGGUACCAUAUUUGACAAAGGCUACUGCACCUGCGUAAUCGCUACGUCCAACUACGUGCCUGUAACUCCUACAGACAAAUGUAUGGAAUCUGUGCAUUUAAAUUUCGAUGUAAACAUGAAGGAUAAAUCUGGCAAAAGCACACAGAUCAACAACUUCGCUGUCCGCAAGACAAAGUACGGCACCGCCCACUUCAAUGGGAAUUCCUAUCUCAAUCUCUGGAACUUAGGAAAUAUCGACUAUACUGAUAAAUUUGCCCUAAAGUUCAAGUUCAAAUUCGACCGAUGGGAGAAUCGGUUUGAUAUGGGUGGAUAUCCUGUGGAUGCAGGAUGGAAAGGUGACUUCCUGUGGAAGUGGGACAGCCAGACGGGAUGGAAUAGGAACUCAACUGUUGGUGGAAGCUGGAAAGUUGUAACGUUGAUGAACAUGUUUAAAAGAAUGUUUGCAGCUACCUCAGAAAACGAAAUGGAAACCAUUAUGGUUGAGAUGGCUACAUCGCCUGAUUUCCAGAUUCUACUGUAUCAUCUCGGAUUUAUGCCGCAGUCAACAAAUGCUAUUCAGAUCUUACGGCAGUUAAUGUCUGGUAAUGGUGCCGUGUUCAUUCGGCAGAUAAUUAGACAAAUCGGCAACAUGCAAGGAGGGGUGAAAACCCGUCGUUUACUCCUGCAGUUACUGAUGAUGAGGGAAGUAGAUGAUUGGGUGAGGAAACAUAGUGGCAUCCAUGUCGACAUUACUAUGCAGAACUGGAGGCAGUUUUUGUCGUCUCUGAACCUUACCGAUUCCGGUUGGGACAUUAGCGGAGGAUGGAACAGCGGCAUGGAUGACAGGACUUUUGAUAUAAUAGCCGAUUUGUGGUAUCAAUUUGUCAGAGAAAACGGAAUGACGGGUCCAGAAUGGGAUGGCAAACUAACAUGGGCAUUGGGCAACGACCGACAGAAAGGGUCUAUGGAUAAACGUUGGAUUUUUGAUAUCCUUUUUGCUACAAAGAAUGCCACUAUUAAGAAUAUAUGGCUAGAUCACUUGAACAAAAGAAAUUAUAGCAUCGACUGGAUCAACACCGAAUGGCAGAUUGGUGGAGGAAUAGGAGGAACCGGUGGAGCUAGUGGUGGAAUUGGUGGUAGUGGUGGUAUGGGUCAGGGUCAGUGGAACGCCUGGCUCAACUGGCUGAUGGCAACAUACGGAAGUCAAGGUGGAACAGGGACUGGACAAGGAUGGGGUCAAGGAUGGGGUCAAGGAUGGGGUAAUGGAGGAGGUCAAGGAGGUGGCCACGGAGGUGGCCAAGGAGGUGGCCAUGGAGGUGGACAAGGAGGUGGCCAAGGAGGUGGCCACGGAGGUGGCCAAGGAGGCCAGGGAGGCUUCACCUUCGAUAGUUUCUUCCACUGGUUAUUAGGAAGCGGCUCUUUUGGAAACGACUUUUCAAUUUCAGGGGGAUCAGUUAAUGGAGGUCAAGGUCAAAACAAUGGUCAAGGUCAAGGCUGGUUUUGGGGCGGAAACGGACAAGGUAAUGGUGGAUCAGGGGCAGGAAACGGUGGUUGGUUGUGGGGUAGUGGCACUGGUUCUCAAACUGGUGUAAAUGUUGGCAUCCAUGGAACUAACGACUUUUGGAACAGCGGAAACGGCCAAAAUGGUUUUACCAAUGGCGGAAGCGCAGGCGGAAAUGGAUAUGGUGACUCACAAGGAGGUACUAAUAUGAACACCUGGGGUGAAGGUAGCGCAGGAUCAUGGGGCGGAAUAGGCGGGCAAGGACAAGGCGACUCGCAAGGUGGUUAUAACGGUGGGUCAAACUGGGGCGCAGAUUUUGGCGGACAAGGUCAGAGCGGUUCGCAAGGCGGGUUUAAUGUUGGCGAAACCGGAUACGGAGGUUCUGGCGGACAAUGGCAAGGCGGUUCUCAAAUUGGCGAUGAUGUUUGGGGUAACGGACAAGGUCAAGGAGGGUACAAUAGCGGUUCAAUCGGAAACGAAAACGGUGGAACAGGUAUGUCUACACAAGGGGAAGGCGGUUUUUGGUUUGGCGGACAAGGCGGAGUUGGGGCUGGUGGACAAGGCGGCAUUAUGAUCGGCGGGCAAGGCGGACAAGGGCUUGGCGGACAGGGCGGAGCUGGGGCUGGCGGACAGGGCGGAGCUUGGGUUGGCGGACACGGUGGAGUUGGAACUGGCGGGCAAGGCGGGGCUUGGGCUGGCGGACAAGGCGGAGCUGGGACUGGCGGACAAGGCGGAGCUGGGGCUGGCGGACAAGGCGGAGCUGGGACUGGCGGGCAAGGCGGAGCUUGGGCUGGCGGACAAGGCGGAGCUGGGGCUGGCGGGCAAGGCGGAGCUUGGGCUGGCGGACAAGGCGGAUGGGGAAUUGAAGGACAGAGUGGCUCACAAGGAGGUACGAACGGUGGCACAAUUGGUGGUGGUGAACAGGUUAGAACAGGUGGUAUGGGUGAACUUGGACAAGAGAACGGUGGGAUGUUUGGCGGCGCUGGGUCUAAUGGACAAUCCAGAGGUCAAUGGAAUACAAAUAGCGUUUCCAACGGACAGUGGGGUACUGUGGGUGGAGACAUUGGGGGAGGUAGGGUUUGGUUCGGUUCGUCGGGUGGCAAGGGUCUUGGCGGAGCCGGUUCACAAUGGGGAGUCGGUCAGAAUGGGCAAGGAUUGCAUUUCAAUGGUGCAAACGGACAAGGCAGUUUCACCGAAGGUGGUGCUGUACAGAAUGGAUUUGGACAAGGCAGUGCUGGAAGAUUUGCAAAAGGCGCUGCUUGGCAAACUGGCUUUGGACAAGGCAGUGCUGGAAGUAUGGCCGGAAGUGGUGCUUGGCAAACUGGCUUUGGACAAGGCGGUGCUGGAAGUUUGGCCGUAGGUGGCUCUGAACAAAAUGGCUUCGGACAAGGUGGUGCUGGAGGUUGGGCCCUAGGUGGCUCUGAACAAAAUGGCUUCGGACAAGGCGGUGCUGGAGGUUGGGCCGUAGGUGGGUCUGAACAAAAUGGCUUCGGACAAAGCGGUGCUAGAGGUUUGGCCGUAGGUGGCUCUGAACAAAAUGGCUUCGGACAAGGUGGUGCUGGAGGUUGGGCCGUAGGUGGCUCUGAACAAAAUGGCUUCGGAAAAGGCGGUGCUGGAAGUGUGGCCGAAAAUGGUGCUUGGCAAAUUGGACAGCAGGGAGGAUAUGGUAAUAAUGGAAUUAACUUGGAUGGUAGUCAAGGUAAUGGUGGCAGUUGGAACCCUAAACUGCAAGUAUUUGGCGUCAACGACAAAAGUGGAAACCAAGGUACGAACAGUAUUACCGCAUUCAGUGCAAAUAGCGAUCAUGUUAGCGCGUUAAGCAGCGGUGGGAGUGGGGGAAGCAUGUCGGUAGCGCUUGGGACCAGUGGUAGUAAUAAAGCGUUUGAAAAUGUUCAAACACCUGCUGGAGUAGGUGUUUCAGGAAGUUUUAGCAGUAGUAGUGCAAUUAAAAACGGGACUGAUUUAUACGAUCUUAUUCAUGGAGGUUUGCAACAGAACUUACAUAGUGCUGGGCUAGGUGGCGUUGGCAGUGAUUCUCUCGGUAUAAGGACCGGACAAAAUAACGCCAGAUGGGGUGUAAACGGUGGGGUUCGUACACAAUUUGGUUCUGGAAGAGGUAUAACCGGUGGAGCGAGAGACAGUGAACAAAUGAUAAAUGGCCAGUUGACAAACCGCCAGAGUGGACAAAAGGUUCAUUUUAACAAUGGACAAUCUGUUAACUGGGAAGACGGUGGUGUAUUGAGUAUGCAAGGAGGUACGUUGGCAAAUGGUGCCGGCAUAAAUGGACAAAGGGGAAGUUUGGUGACUGAUGAUAUGGUUGGACAAUUGAAUACUCUGAAGAAUAAUAUUAUGAGUGGACAAGGGGGUACAAGAGUUAACGGUGCUGGUGUAAAUAGACAAGGGGGGAAAUGGACGAAUGGGGUUGGCGGAGAAUUGGGUCAAAAACAAAGUGUUAUUAGAAAACAAGGCAAUGGUGGUGUUGGAGGUCAAGGACGCGGCGGUAUAACAGGUCAGGAACAUGGCAGUAUAACAGAUGAAGGAUAUGGUAGCAUCGCAGGUCAAGGACAAGGUGACAUUGUGGGGCAAGUACAGGGCGGCAUCGCAGGCCAAGGACAAGCUGGCAUUGUGCGACAAGUACAGGGCGGCAUCGCAGGUCAAGGACAAGCUGGCAUUGUGGGGAAAGCACAGAGCGGCAUCGCAGGUCAAGGACAAGGUGGCAUUGUGCGACAAACACAGGGCGGCAUCGCAGGUCAAGGACAUGAGGGCAUUAGAGGUCUAGAACUGAGUGGAAUUGGUAGUCAAGGACCGGGAAAUGUUGGUGAUUAUUUAAAUGUAAACGGAAUGUCAAAUACAUACAUAUCCGCCCUUUACGAUGAAUACAAGAAAACGUUCGGAGGGACUGGUAUCGUACAGAACAGACAACAUUCGACUUCUGGAGGAGAAACGUUGGGUCAAUUCUUGAAACAGACAAAGCUGGGGUCAUCUGCAGUUGUUCCUCCAGGAUUCUGGGGUUUUGACCAGGGUGGCACCGGACUUGGUGGUGGUGUCUCAGGUGGUUCAUCGGGUGGUUCUUUUGGAUUUGGUGGUGCCGGAAGCAGUGGAGAAGUGGAGGUGGGAGACAUCAACUCAAUUUUGAACAACUUGGGAGGUGCUGUCGGAUCACAAGGUGGUUCCUCCUCUUCCUCUUCCCAGGAGAGUGGGGAAAUUCAAAUGGGUUACGGACGAGGGUUAUCAGGGGGAAGUUCAUCUGGAGGAGGAAGUUCGUCUGCAGGUCACACAUCGACUGGUUCGUCUUCAUCUCAAAGUUCCUCGCAGGAAGGGUACCAGUCACAAAGACAUCGGGGAAAUAACUGGACAUAUCGGCAAAAUCAUCUACAAAUUCCAGCAUUUGAUUUUGAUGCUUUAGAAUUCCCGGAUCUCUUCAGAAAAAAACGCGCGGCUCCCAACGGCGAUAUAUUCCAAUAUCAGACUCUACUUACCAACUGCCAAUCGACUCAAGGCGCUUCAGUCAACAUUGCAGCCAACGAGAGAACUGUCAAGCUCGGCAUGAUGACUGAGGGUAGCAACAAGAUGACGGAAAUGGAAUUCAAUAUUGUUCCUGGAUGGAAUGAAGUCACCAUGACAUAUGAUGGGAAGAAUCUCAUGAGUAAGAUCCAGAACUGGCGAGGAGCUCAGGAAAGGAGCGCUCCUCUAACAGGAAAUAUUCAAAAACGUCAAGGAUUCAAGAUUGGUGGCGCGUGUGGUGCUAAUGUAAACUUCAAGGGACAGAUGGAUGACAUUCUACUUUAUAACUGCUUACCAUCGAAGUUCAAACAAGGGCCACGUGGGAAUCAGUGAUGACUGUUGUGACCCGGAUGUAGUAAUGCUCUUUACAUUUGUGAUAUGUAUAUGAAUACCAUGACAACUUGAUGGUUGUAUGACCUAGUAUAACAAACGUCUAUAAAUAGACUGUGAAAUGAACACAGUUUUACAUUUCGGUUGUGUGUUCAAUUCGAUAAAGGUUUGUUUUCUUGGUCUAUCAAUUCAUCAUUUACCAUGAACAAUGAUAGAAACAAACCGCUGAAGCUAUCACCAAUUACAUUGACUAUGGAAGUGCACUAUUAUUGCCAUAUAUGGAAAUUAUAAAACAAACGUACGGAUGUCUAGGAGCACCUUCCAAGAGAGCAUGUGGUGUCUUUUAUGAAAUGUUUAUGAUGUAUAUAUUCCAUGUUAAAACUAUGACACAAAUACGGAAUCCCACAGUAUUGAAUUAACGUGUGUGAUGUUUAUUCUGGUAUAUGAACGACAUUCACUGCUUGGAAAAAUUGAACUGUCUUCGCAAAUUUUUGUUUUAAUGUUGUUAGCUUAUAGUUCGAAAGAUGAUUUUCAAAAACGGCUGACUUUAAAUCAUCAAAAUUUCGGGAAUAGUUAAUUUUGCGAUUUUUCUUCUAAAGAGUUAUGCGGAUAUUGCUUUUUUUCAACGAUUUCAACUCUUGGACAGAACAUAUGUGUAAUGCUAUCUUUAUUCACCUGUGUAGGAAUUAGUAUUCGCGAUAGUUUUGAAUUCGUUAUUGUCUCUUUUCUCGAAUUAACGUGAAAAUGUCUUUCUCGCCAUUACAUGAGUUAAUUUUCCCUAAAUGAGUUUUUAUCUUUCCAUUUUUGUUUCGCUUAAACUUGUAAGCUUUAUCCCAAAGAUUUGUUUGCUUUUUGUUUAUAUCGUAACUUGUUUUUCGUCGUAAAAUGACGGAUUGGGCCAGAAUACAUACGGAAGAGCUAUUCUGGUGGACCGCUUAUACUCAAACGGUCCGAUUAUAAAAGCAUAGUAACAUCCUUUGUCUAUUUCAAUUGUAAAUACAUGUUACGUUUGUUUUUAAACGUGCACUUUUUGUAUUGUUAGUCGGUUAUAUUAAAAUCAGAGAUCGUUGCAUUA
This is a messenger RNA of Mizuhopecten yessoensis (Yesso scallop), 9514 nucleotides long. RefSeq lists its product as uncharacterized. NCBI's taxonomy places the organism in Eukaryota, Metazoa, Mollusca, Bivalvia, Pectinida, Pectinidae. The transcript is spliced from 21 exons. The record is from RefSeq and is a predicted model, not a curated record. The coding region runs from base 70 to 8442 and encodes 2790 amino acids. Gene Ontology annotation, cellular component: extracellular region. Gene Ontology annotation, molecular function: chitin binding.